UAUGAGACGGAGGAUAUUGCACAGCAGUAAUAGAGGUAUGAAUAAAUAUCAAUAAAUAGGGAAUUUUAAACUGAAAAGAGUAUAUUGCACAGGAGUAUUAACACAGAAUAUUGCACAAUUGUGUUAAGUAUUGCAGAGUUAAACAGCCACAGUUUGAGUACAACAAAUCUGAAUUUGCACUUUGGUUUAAUUCACUGAAACCAAGAGGAAGACAUUACAGAGAAAAACCUCAGUCAAAUUUUCAAAAGUGGCUCCGUAGUUUCCCUAAACCUGUAGUUUUUAGGAAAUGUUAAAAGGAGAAAAUAGUGCAUUUGUUGGGGACUACUUUCAAAGUUAAAAUCAAUUAAAAUUGUUUUCUGUAGUUUGCAGUACACAAACACAAUUCAUAAUAUAAAUGUGAGCAGACAUUUUAUCCCCCACUCUAGUUUUCUUUAGUGCAACCUGUAUCUGGAAAAUUGCUACCUUGUUCACACGUCAACUCUCAGCUAUGAUAUCAACAUCUCACACCAGCUGUCAAAAUAACUGAAUGAAAUAAGAAAGGAGGCAUGAGCAGCCCUUAAAUAGAUGCCCUGCAUAUUUAGAGACGUAUCCAGAGAUAAGUGCCCCUAAAUGACCAUGAAGUUUAUAUGUUCGCUCUGUACAUGUGUUUCGGGAUGAAAGGGGUGCUUUCUCUCUGUACUGGUCUUGUAUGCCCUGUAGAGACAGGCUGUAAUCAACGGGGCCAAAAUUAGAGAGGACUCAGUGGGAGGCAGAGGAAUCUUGGGACUCGCCCCACCAAGUACAGAAAUAUCCAUUUCCCUAAAACAUGGGACUGAUGUACUAACUGCAACGUCUUUGCAGUGAGUUUUAAAGCAGAAACUUUGAAUGAAUCAACACACAUUGUGGCAAAUUACACUUUUAUACAAAGUGAAGACCCUCUCUAGAGACAGUUUAGCAUUACUCCAUGUAUGAGAAAAUAUUAUGUACAGAAUCAUUUCUAUAUGGCUAUUCUCUCUACAAUAAUUCAGACAAAAUGCACAUUAAAGGAAGUUCAAUCCCAAAUGUACGCCCCCAUAAGUGCAGGAGGAUGACGGCUGGGAGGUUGAGAAAGAGGGAGGAGAAGCUGAAAAUAGAGGGAUGGAAAUCAUUUUGCAGUGAGUGGACUUUUUGGAGCUUAGUAAAAAAAAACAGUCAGUACAACUUAGCAGGGAGAGCGAAUGCUCUGAAACUCUCUCACUCUUAGUUUCCUCUCGUCACUUUGUCUCCCCUUUAUUUCCCUCUCUGUCUUCUGCACUGCGUUGUGCUCUUCAGAAGAUAAACCCAGGAUAAUACAUUCUGACUCAGAAGAGAAGAUGAAGUCCCGCUGGGGUUUUCUCAUCACCUGUGUGACCCUGCUUUCACAGUGGUGUAAUGUCUGUCACACCACUCCACUGCUCUACAACAUUUCCAUGGACGGCAGUGGUGAUGAAGCGGAGCUGGAACUCCUUUUUCCAACCUCUUUCUCCACUCGAGCACCUGUUCUCAUCACAGCUGCUACUGGAGCUCCCACCCUCACCAACACCAUCACCACCACCAUGAUCCGCCUGAAGGACUUCGUCCUGACCCGAGUAGUGGACUUCCUGCAGGAGAAUCUGCUCAUCAUCAUCGUUGUGACCUCUCUUCUCAUUGUCAUGGUCUUCAUCAUCUGCUGUGCCUCUGCCAUGAGUCAUAAGCGCAAGCUGGAGGCCUACAAACCUCCUCCUAAUCCACCCAGGAAGUAUGCGGCUGAUAAAACAGGCGGACGCAAGAAUUCAAGCGAGCUCCAGGAGCGGCCGUACACUGUCGACCACGUCAAGAGGGUCCAGACUCAGAGCAUGGCCUCCCCCAAGAACCUGCGCACACCCUCCAAGGCUCUGGUGGGAGAGAAGGGGAGAGACGUCAGGUCGUCGCCUCGCCAGGAGGUCAGAAAGGUCAGGGAGGCAGAGGAGGUGGAAAAGCGGAGGGAGGAGCCCAAGCACAAAGAGCAGCCCAAGCACAGGGAGGAGGUGCAGCAGAGCUCCAGCCCCAGCACCAGCUCCAGUCAGCCAACCUGCACCUGCCAUCUGAAAAAGGCCCACCACUAGGGCAUGUUCAAGGCUGAUGUUGGCAUAAGAGGUGAAAUGUUGCGACCAUGACAUAAAAACGAGAUCAGACAGGUUGGUUAUGCCACACAUAUGGAAAUAGAAAUAUAAAUGCAUUGUGAUUCAAAUCAGAAAUACCUUUUUACAACUGCCAGCAAGAAAUGUAUUUGUGAGGCUCAUGACCUUAUAUGAAAAAACAUCCAUCGUUUAAAUACUUUAAUCUAAAUGAAAUGAAAAUAUGAACUAUCACCUGAUGUUUUAUCUAAAGUAAAAAUGAAAACCAGCAGGAUAGAAGCUAUGUGACUAGAAAUCAAAAUACUCAAGUGUGGUGCUGCAUAAAUCAUGUCUAUAAAUGUUGCAUCUCAAAGUUUUUGAUUCAUACAAAGAUUAAAAAGCCAACACUUGAUAGGGGGGUGUGGAAAAAUAUAUGGCUGAUUUCUUUGAAUGCAGCAGCCUUUCAAAUUCAAAGUAGCUCAGUGGUUUGUUAGUCGUCAUGUACUGCAAAGACCUUAGUCCUCCAGUGGUCAACCAGUGUGUUUCAUCAGUGAUUACCACCAAGUCUCAACCUCCCAAUAUAUCACUGUGCUGUUGAAGUAACAUCACUUGAAACGGUAAAAUAAAAAGUUUUUCUUAUGGAUAAGAUUUUUUUGGAGGAGAAAGACAAGAAAAAGAAUGGGCAGCCUAUAAUUUUCCAUGCUUUCCAAAUAGAAAUGAGAAAAAUAGUAAGUAUCCAUGUGUUUUUGAUACAGCGAUGUAUUACUCCCUAUGCCUGCCAAGACAGAGGAAUCUCUUCAGUAUGUCCUGCUGUACACCAUGGCAUCUUUUUUAGCAGUUAAGAGCUUUAGCUGAACCAGUCUGUCAUUUAGAGCAAAAUCUUUGCUGCAUAUAAAGCAAAGAUUUUGACAAUAAAGCAAAGUGAGAUGCCAGUAAACUUGAUAAGUAACAGAACGUUCUCUUUAUAUUUACAUUCAUAUUUACUUAAUUUUGUUUGCUUACUGUUAUUUUAUGUCAUUUCAUAUCAUAUUGUAUUUUAUUUUAAGAAACCUAAUUCACAAAGCUUUACACCAAAAAGCACAAUUUACAACUGUUAUUUCUGGGAAGCUGAAGUAAAAACACACAUAUCUACUAUCUGUCUACAUAUUUAUUUGGUUGAUAAUUUUUUUCUGCCUUCAACUGUCUAACAUUAAAAGCAGGCUUUUUUGGUAUAAAAACUUUGUGAAUCAGAGUUUGAGUUAAAAACAAAGUACUACUUAUGUAUAAGAUAAAUUGUUUUGUUUUAAAUAUAAUAAUUUGUAACGAGUCAAAAACUUGAGCAUAGGAAUAGAUAGUUGGCCUGUUUUGCUGGUGUAAUAGGUUUAACUGACUUAUGGUGGCUAAAAAAGUACUUAAAAAUCAAAAGAUGAGAAGUGUAUAUUUGUCUUAUUCAUCUGAUUUUAUUUGAUUAAAAAUUCAGAUUACACUGGAGCAGAUCAUUUGUAAAAACUCUCCAACUCACUGUCCCAUUACUCAAGUUAAUGACUCUGAACGACUAAACCAAGUGUGUGAUGUUCAGUUUGUACGAUUUAUGGGCCAGAAGUUUUUCAUGUUUAAAUACUCUUUUCCGUUGAACCUCAGAUCGUUUUCCUCAGAUGUUUCCAGACAGAUGCUUCCUCUGUAAGUGACUGUAAGUUAUUGUUUACAAAAUGACAGUUUUGUUUGGCUUAUGUUUAAUAAAAUUGUUGAUAAUGA
Messenger RNA from Siniperca chuatsi (mandarin fish), 3806 nucleotides. It is a transcript of the gene tmem119a, whose product is annotated as transmembrane protein 119a. NCBI's taxonomy places the organism in Eukaryota, Metazoa, Chordata, Actinopteri, Centrarchiformes, Sinipercidae. The record is from RefSeq and is a predicted model, not a curated record. Gene Ontology annotation, biological process: positive regulation of osteoblast proliferation; ossification; positive regulation of bone mineralization. Bases 1332 to 2081 code for a protein of 249 amino acids. Gene Ontology annotation, cellular component: plasma membrane. The transcript has 2 exons.